UUUGCUAGCAGAAAAGAUCGCGUUUCAGCUGUCGCUCCCAUAUUCCCUCUCCCACUUCAUUCGGCUUUAAACACAUUCAUAUUUCCUUCUUCUAGGAGAAAACCCUAGACCUAGAACAUGUCUGGUAUGUACGGUUACGAAGACGACAGAUCUGCUCCUCCGCCAUCCGGCGGCGGUAGAGGAUAUGGCGAUAACGGUGGCGGUGGUUAUGGAGGUAGCGGUGGCGGUGGUUAUGGAGGUAGCGGUGGCGGUGCUGGAGGAUACAGAGGCAGUGGCGAUGCAGGAUACGGUGGCGGCCGAGGUGGAGGCUUUGGCGGUCGAGGUGGAGGUGGUGGAAGAGGAGGGGGAGGAAGUGGAGGAUAUGCUGGUGGCGGAUAUCAGGGAGGAGAUCGGGGCGGUCGAGGUGGAGGUGGCCGCGGUGGUGGAAGCGGCAAGGAAGGUGAUUGGCGUUGCCCUGAACCCAGCUGCGGGAAUCUGAACUUUGCAAAAAGAGUUGAGUGUAACAAAUGCGGUGCACCCUGUCCUGCUGGUGAUCGUGGUGGUGGCGGCAGUUAUAACAGAGGAGGAAGUGGCGGAGGAUAUGGUGGCAAUCGAGGGGGCAGAGGUGGUAAUUAUGAUGGUGGAAGUGGCGGAGGUAGCAGAGGUGGUUCUUAUGGUGGGAAUCAAGGAAGAGAUACUGCUGGUUAUGGUCAGGUUCCUCCAUCGGGGCCUCCAUCUUAUGAUGGGUCCAGUGGCAAUUAUAUAUCACCUCCAAACACUUACGGCGGAAAUCCUAAUUAUGGGACAGAUGCUGUUCCUCCACCUGCAAGCUAUACUGGUGGACCCAAUUCAUUACCCCCAUCAUAUGGUGCCCCUGUUGGAUAUGUUGGUGAUGCCCGCGGUGGUGGCCGGGGUGGCCCACCUGGUGGAUAUGGUGCUGGUCCACGAAAUCCUGGUGGUGGUUUUGGUGUUGCUCCUGCUGAGGUUCCAGAAAACGUGAAGCAAUGUGAUGAGAACUGUGGGGAUUUAUGUGAUAACUCAAGAAUUUAUAUUUCAAAUUUACCUCCAGAUGUGACUACCGAUGAACUGAGAGAACUUUUUGGUGGCAUUGGACAAAUUGGAAGAAUCAAGCAAAAGAGGGGCUAUAAGGACCAAUGGCCCUGGAGUAUAAAAAUAUACACAGACGAGCAGGGGAAAAACAAAGGAGAUGCAGUUUUAUCUUAUGAGGAUCCAUCUGCAGCACACUCUGCUGGCGGCUUUUAUAAUAAUCACGAUAUGAGGGGUUUUAAAAUCAACGUUGCAAUGGCCGAGAAGUCCGCUCCAAGGGCUCCUCCUGCAUUUAGCAAAUGCGUGUAAGAUGCCUUUGACGGGGAGUGCCACGUUGUUCCUUGUGCUUUUUGCUUCAACCCAAUCAAUGAAUAGGAGCUACAGAUCAUGUUCGAUAGCGAUCUGCAUAAUGGAUAACCAAAUAUCCUCUUUGGUGAAGAAUGCAGCAUUUUGAACUCUCAAUGUGCAUGUCUUAUAAUUCCUAUUUGUGAAUUUGGAGUUCCCAAUUUAAUGGUUGGUGGUGGUUACCAUCUGUUUUAUCCCCUACAUUUCUAACUUUUAAGAGGAAAAAUAUCAUAAAAUAGUUUAUUCGGAUGUGAGGUGCAUUUUAUUGGCCUUUGUUACUGUGAAAUUUUGGCUGAUUUUUUUUUUUUUUUUGGAUUGGGUAUACACUAGUGCUAGAAUUUUCGGUUCUUAGUACAAGGGAUGCACUUUGGGUGAAAUGACGGGUUACCGUUGACCAAGUCCCAAUCUCUAUCUUUUGGUAGGAUUUUUUUUUUUUUUUUUUUUUUGUUACCAAUCCUUUAAUUUCAGGUAUAGGCCGUGGCAAUCUUGGACCUUGGAUUGUUGUAGAGUCAUGCAAAUGACAAAACUCGUCUAUCGUGAAUGCAAGAAAAUUUAAAUCUAA
Messenger RNA from Cornus florida, 1933 nucleotides. RefSeq names its product transcription initiation factor TFIID subunit 15b. The transcript is spliced from 6 exons. The record is from RefSeq and is a predicted model, not a curated record. The coding region runs from base 118 to 1335 and encodes 405 amino acids. Lineage: Eukaryota; Viridiplantae; Streptophyta; Magnoliopsida; Cornales; Cornaceae. Gene Ontology annotation, molecular function: RNA binding.